UCCAGUUGUGAACUGUGCCAGUCGCAUACAGCAGAGAUCUAUACACAAUGGCCGACCAAGUCAAUAGCCUCAUACCGCGCGAAGAGUUUCAUGAUUUUGUUGUUCGCUGCAUGACAGCCGUGGGCACGCGUCAAGAUGAUGCACGUGCACUGGCUGACCUGCUCGUGGCAGCAGACUACAGAGGUCACUAUAGUCACGGACUCAACAGACUUGACAUGUAUGUUCGUGAUGUGCAGUCGACAAUGACAGUCACAGACAAGAGUCCGGCAAUCGUCAAGGAGACGGCGGCAACAGCAUUCGUCAACGGCAACAACUUGCUGGGUCCGGUUGUAGGGCGGUUUUGUAUAGACCUAGCUAUCCAAAAGGCGAAGGACGCAGGUAUAGGAUGGGUUGUGGCGAAGGGUUCCAACCAUUUUGGCAUCGCUGGCUGGUACUCCAUGCGGGCCAUGGAACAAGGUUUAGUGGGAAUGGCCUUCACAAAUACUUCACCGUUGUUGGUACCGACCCGAGCCAAAGAUCGGACGCUCGGAACCAACCCCAUCAGUGUGGCAGCCCCUGCCAACAACGGCGACAGCUACGUGCUCGAUAUGGCCACGACGGCGGUAGCCCUCGGCAAGAUUGAGCUGAACGACAGGAAGGGCAUCGAAGCGCCGAUCGGCUGGGGAACUGAUAGAGACGGAAAGCCGUGCUCUAAUCCUGCUGAGAUUGUAGAUAAUGGUGGCCUCAUGCCACUGGGAGGGCCGGAGGAGUGUAGUGGCUACAAGGGAUACGGUCUGUCCAUGAUGGUGGAGUUGUUCUGUGGCAUUCUGGGAGGAUCCGCCUUUGGCCCAAACGUCAGAACGUGGAAAACAACGGACAGAGAAGCGAACCUGGGUCAGUGUUUCGUCGCCCUUGACCCCAGCGCCUUCGCCCCGGGCUUUGAGGGACGCAUGAGUCAGCUGAUAGACCACUGUCGAGGACUUCAACCCGCCGAAGGGGAGAGCGAGGUGCUGGUGCCAGGAGACCCAGAGAGGAAACACAUGGCCAAGUGCGACUCCCUCGGAGGAAUACCAUAUCACCCAAACCAGGUCAAAUAUGCUAACGACCUUGCGGCCAGCCUCCACGUCGCACCAAUGAAGCCACUUUGAUUUUGAAGGCGUGUUCUGGAUAUAAAGACGAACACUUCCUACCACCAUACCGCACCUACCUGUCUCUGCCCCUACUCAUCAUCAUCACCACACACGUCUGAAGUCGUCAGGGCUGUAUUUGUUUGUGCUAUUUAAUCAAGAUACUUAUUUCACAAUGACCCAAUGAAAACAAAAAUAUUCCAAGGUGAAUUCGUUAUCAUAGAUGGCUUCCAUUGAAAAUUUAUAUAACUGAAAUAUUUUAAAUGUAAUGUUUCAAUGUUUAACAUAUUUUCUGAAUUCGUUAUCAUAGAUGGCUUCCAAUUGAAAAUUUAUAUAACUGAAAUAUUUCAAAUGUAAUGUUUCAAUGUUUAACAUAUUUUCUGAAUUCGUUAUCAUAGAUGGCUUCCAAUUGAAAAUUUAUAUAACUGAAAUAUUUUAAAUGUAAUGUUUCAAUGUUUAACAUAUUUUCUGAUAAUUAUGAAAUUCCAUUAUAUCAAAAAGACGUUUAUCGAGCGUAUCUACAGCUGGACAUGUUGGCAUACAAGGAUAUACUCAUCAUGUUUGUACCGGACUGGGAACUAGGGUUGCGACCGGGUACGAAAACUGAACUCGAGUACCCGGCAGACAAUACCCGAACCGGACUCGAGUACCGGUAGUUCAAUGUUGUCCCACUUGUUUGUAAUGCUUUUGCGAAUAAAAGGUCAUCAAACAUC
Molecule: messenger RNA, 1819 nt
Organism: Haliotis rufescens (red abalone)
Lineage: Eukaryota; Metazoa; Mollusca; Gastropoda; Lepetellida; Haliotidae
Exons: 12
Coding region: 48-1127 (359 amino acids)
Molecular function (GO): oxidoreductase activity
Source: RefSeq, a predicted model, not a curated record